AUGGAAAAUCCUUGUCCAUCUCGUUCGUCUUUGUUCGAUUCCUUCGGGAAUUUGGUUGAUAAGGUUAAACAAAUUGGUACUCUCGCUGUUUCCGCGAUCAUUGGGAACAUUUUCUCGGCGAUCUUGACCUUUUGCUUCGCAUUAGUGGGGACGUUGUUGGGUGCUAUGACAGGAGCUUUGAUAGGUCAAGAGACAGAAAGUGGUUUCAUUCGAGGUGCUGCUGUUGGUGCUAUAUCAGGAGCUGUUUUUUCGAUUGAAGUGUUUGAAUCAUCUCUUGUUCUUUGGCAUUCUGAUGAAUCUGGGAUUGGUUGUCUUUUAUAUUUGAUUGAUGUUAUUGCUAGUUUGUUGAGUGGAAGACUCGUGCGUGAGAGGAUUGGUCCUGCAAUGUUGAGUGCUGUUCAGAGUCAGAUGGGUGCUGGGUUAUCCGGAGAUUCCGUUGCGAAAAUCCCAAAAAUCAAAAUCACCGCCGACAAUGUCGAUGCAUCAGGGGAGAAAGUUUCUUGUUCAGUUUGUCUCCAGGACUUUCAGCUCGGCGAGACUGUUAGAAGUUUACCUCAUUGUCAUCACAUGUUUCAUCUACCUUGCAUAGAUAUGUGGCUCUUGAGGCAUGGUUCUUGCCCAUUAUGCAGAAGGGAUCUGUAA
Messenger RNA from Vicia faba (fava bean), 642 nucleotides. The record is from the annotation of a GenBank genome assembly. NCBI's taxonomy places the organism in Eukaryota, Viridiplantae, Streptophyta, Magnoliopsida, Fabales, Fabaceae.